Molecule: messenger RNA, 1040 nt
Organism: Rhagoletis zephyria (snowberry fruit fly)
Lineage: Eukaryota; Metazoa; Arthropoda; Insecta; Diptera; Tephritidae
Source: RefSeq, a predicted model, not a curated record
CUAAAGGAGAAGCUGAACACGCUGGCCAUUUCGGUGAUGAACCAGUGGCCGGGCGUGAAGCUGCGCGUGACGCAAUCGUGGCACGAGGGCAACCAGUACGCCGGCGAGUCGCUGCACUACGAGGGCCGAGCCGUGGACAUUACCACCAACGACCGAGAUCGCUCCAAGCUGGGCAUGCUCGCCCGCCUGGCCGUCGAGGCGGGCUUCGAUUGGGUCUACUACGAGUCACGUGUCUGGAUACACUGCUCAGUCAAGUCAGAAAAAUCCGAAUCAGCCCGUAACGGCGGUUGCUUCGACGAAACCAGCGUCGUCUACUCUCGCAGCGGCGGGCCAAAACCGAUCAAGGACGUCUCGGUGGGUGAGGAGUUGCUGACGAUGGCAGCUGACGGCCUCUCCUACGCCUACAGUCCAGUGCUGAUGUUUCUAGACCGUGACCCGAGUGUGGAGCGGCUCUACUACCACAUCGAAACCAGCUCAGGAGCUAAAAUCACCGCCACUGCCUCGCAUUUGCUCUUUGUCGCCGAGGGACUGAAUGAAGAUGAAGAGAAGGAUUCGAUCUUGGUUUCAGCCACCACCACCACAACUACCACUACUCAGCCUCAGUUUGCCAAGGACAUCGCCCUGGGCCAGUACCUGUACACUCUGAGAAGGGAAGGUGAUCAACUGGUCGACAGGUCAACUCAGUCAGCCACCCUGGAGAAGGUGGUGAAGAUCAGCACCAGCCUGAGCCGGGGCGCCUACGCCCCCCUGACGAUGACCGGAAACCUGGUGGUGAACAACAUCACCGCCUCGUGCUAUGCAGUCAUCAACAGCCAACGACUGGCCCACCUCUCAUUUGCGCCCGUCCGCUGGGCGCACUCCUUCACUGAGCUUGGCGACCGUCUGUCGCGAUUUCUACUUCACACCUCCUCUUCAUCAUCAUCUUUUACUCGAAGAGCAGCUAACAGCAACUCUGCAUCAGCAUCAGUUGCAGAAUCAGCAAAUUCCAUUGCAUCACCGAUGCAAGAAAACAGCAGCAAAGGUGGCACUGGCGUUCACUG